GGUUUUGAUCGAGCCAGAGAGGAAGAUCCGGUGGAGGAUCGGGAGGAAGAGGAAGAAGGAGGAAACGGCCAUGGAAGAGGCAGAGAGGAAGAUCCGGAGGAAGAGGGAGAAGGAGGAAACGGCCAUGGAAGAGCCAGAGAGGAAGAUCCCGAGGAAGAUAGCGAGCCUGGAUGAUGAUGAGCUCUGGGCAGGAUUUAAGUGGGAGGAAACAAAUAAGAUCCUGAGUGGUGAAAUCCAACCCAAGACCUUGAUCACUACCUAUAUGUUUCCCUGCUCUAAAAGCUAUCCUGAGAGAGGACCUUUUAUUGCGAGAGAAAUGGCCUCGGUGUUCCCCAAUUCUAAAUAC
Molecule: messenger RNA, 346 nt
Organism: Eruca vesicaria subsp. sativa (arugula)
Lineage: Eukaryota; Viridiplantae; Streptophyta; Magnoliopsida; Brassicales; Brassicaceae
Source: the annotation of a GenBank genome assembly